AUGUCUUCAUCAUCAUCAUCAUCAUCAUCAUCAUCAUCAUCAUCAUCAUCCACUGAUGUUUGGGAUUGUCCUGAAUUUGAUUUUUUUCUUCCAAAUGAACGAAAACAACUUAAAAAUGCAUAUCAAAAUUAUACAAUAAAUACAAAACAAUUAGAUAAUGAAGAAAAUAAUAAAACAUUUGUUCAAUCAAAACUUCAAUUAUUUCAAUUAUUUAUUCGAACAUAUCCGAUUAAUAUUCGAAGUUUUAGUUUAUUUCAUCAACAACAACAAAAAUGUUUUGUUGAAAAAUUAUUUUAUUUAAUUUUAAAUUCUGUUGAUAUGACUCAUUUUCAAACAUUUAAUAUUCAAUCAAUAAUAAAUAUUAGUACAGAAUUUGAAAAAUAUCAACGUUAUACAAAUAAAUCUAUUGAAAAUACGGGUAAAUUAAAUGCUGUUAUUCAAUUUGUUUUAUCAUUUUCAUCAUCGACAACAUCAUCAUUUUCCAUUAAUAAUUUAUUUUAUUUAUUAUUAAAUGAUAUAAGUGAUUUUAGUGGAAAAUCAGUUGAUCGUAUAUCAGAAUUAUUAAGAACAUAUCAUUUUAUGACAUAUGGACAUGUUAUUAAUAAAAAUUAUCUUAUUACAACGGUGGAUAAUGGUUUAAGUAUAAUGAAUUAUUGUAAUCCAUCAAUAUAUGUUUUAUAUGAAAAUUUUUUAAGUAGUUCAUAUGUUUAUAAAUGUAAUAAUAUCCAUUUACUUUCACUUCAUUGUAAUUCAUCAUCAUCGUCAUCAUCAUCACCAUUGUCAAAACAAAAACAGUCAACAUUAAAACCAUUAUCAUUAUAUACAAUAAUUCAAAAUUUAUCAUUUUUAUUAUUAGGUUUACAAUUAGAAGAUUUUCCAUCAGAUGAAAAAUAUUUAAAUUUAUCAGCAAAUACUUGUUAUAAUAUUAAAUUAACUAUUCGUUAUCUUGUUUAUUUAUAUCAACGUCAUCAAUUAAUAAUCGAAUUUCCAUUAUGUUCAAUUAAUAAACAAAUUGUUGUUUUAUUAGUUCAUUCUAUAAUUGUAAAAAAUCAAACAUAUGAAAAUAUCAAACAUCUUUUUGAUCUAUUACACGAAUAUAUUCAUCAUAAACACAUUAAAUCUAUAUUAAAAUUUUUAUUAGAAAAACAAUUAUUUCAAGAAUAUAUUAUUAAAACUUUAGGCUAUUUUCAUGCAUUAAAUAAUAAAUUUAAUGAUCAACAUGAUGGAUAUGAUAACAGUGAAUAUAGAUAUGGAUUGAAACACAAUCAAUUUAAAUUAAUAACCAAUAAACAUUAUUCCAUAAAUAUCUAUGAUACGAUAUUAACAGUCUAUUUUAAAUAUUUUAAUAAAUUGUAUCAGCUAUUUGAUACAACUUCAACAACAAUAUCAUCGUCUACAUCACAAGAUCAGAUUGACAUAUCUGAUAGACAAGUGGAUUAUAAGAAAUUUGAUGAAUUGAUCAGUAAUUUGGUCGACUAUUUGAAUGAUAAAGUUGAAGAUGAGGAUAAAAUUGAUAUUGGACAACUGCAAACAAUAUUCUUAUUAAAUUCAAAUAAUAAACUAGAGACAGUCAAAUAA
This is a messenger RNA of Didymodactylos carnosus, 1578 nucleotides long. The record is from the annotation of a GenBank genome assembly. NCBI's taxonomy places the organism in Eukaryota, Metazoa, Rotifera, Eurotatoria, Philodinida, Philodinidae.